Molecule: messenger RNA, 1715 nt
Organism: Populus trichocarpa (black cottonwood)
Lineage: Eukaryota; Viridiplantae; Streptophyta; Magnoliopsida; Malpighiales; Salicaceae
Exons: 16
Coding region: 302-1549 (415 amino acids)
Biological process (GO): biosynthetic process
Cellular component (GO): cytoplasm
Source: RefSeq, a predicted model, not a curated record
AGCGGGCCAGAAUGAAUUUGUCCUCACUCCCAAGGCUCCAUCUUUCACCAAAAAGCGGAGAUACAUUUACUUCCGAUACAACAAAAAACACGGAUCACUACCACUAGUCGGAGCACUAGUUGUCCAGCUCCACGAAACUUCCUUUACUCUUUUCUUCUCCCUUGACAACACUCUAAGACAAAAGAACAGCUGCGUACUUACCGGUAACUAUAUGGUCUGUAUACACAUACAUAAAUGAAUAAAUAGACAGGAGUUAUUGAAGAAUUUGAGAUCUGGGGUUGUUGUUUUGAUUGAAGAAGAUAUGGGUAGCUCAGAGGAGAGAGUUGUUGCUGUCAUCAUGGUUGGCGGACCUACUAAAGGUACUAGAUUCAGGCCAUUGUCAUUGAAUAUUCCAAAGCCUCUUUUUCCUUUAGCUGGACAACCAAUGGUUCACCAUCCAAUCUCUGCUUGUAAAAAGAUUCCAAACUUGGCACAGAUCUAUCUUGUUGGUUUCUACGAGGAACGAGAGUUUGCUUUGUAUGUUUCCUCAAUCUCCAAUGAGCUGAAAGUUCCUGUUAGAUAUUUGCGGGAAGACAAGCCACAUGGUUCUGCCGGUGGGCUUUAUAACUUCAGAGACCUAAUCAUGGAAGAUAGCCCAUCCCAUAUCUUUCUAUUGAAUUGUGAUGUUUGCUGCAGUUUUCCACUCCCAGAAAUGCUUGAGGCCCACAGAACAUAUGGUGGGAUGGGAACUAUCCUAGUAAUCAAGGUCUCUGCUGAGUCAGCCAGCCAGUUUGGCGAAUUGGUAGCUGAUCCUGACACCAAUGAGUUGUUGCAUUACACAGAGAAGCCUGAAACUUUUGUAAGUGACCGGAUAAAUUGCGGUGUUUAUGUGUUUACACCAGAAAUAUUCACAGCCAUCCAGGAUGUUUCUUCUCAACGGAAAGACAGAGCUAAUCUGAGACGUAUUUCCAGCUUCGAAGCCCUCCAAUCAGCUACAAGGAGUCUUCCAACCGAUUUUGUAAGAUUGGAUCAGGAUAUCCUGUCACCCCUUGCAGGAAAAAAACAGCUAUAUACAUAUGAAACCAUGGACUUCUGGGAACAAAUCAAAACUCCUGGAAUGUCUCUAAAGUGCUCUGGUUUAUAUCUUGCCCAAUUCCGAUUCACCUCACCCCAUCUUUUGGCUGGUGGUGAUGGCUCAAAGACUGCUACCAUUGUUGAUGAUGUUUAUAUACAUCCAUCAGCAAAAGUACAUCCAACUGCCAAGAUUGGUCCCAAUGUCUCUAUAUCCGCUAAUGCUCGUAUAGGACCAGGUGCAAGACUCAUCUGUUGUAUCAUCCUAGAUGACGUUGAAGUCAUGGAAAAUGCAGUUGUCAUUCAUUCAAUUGUCGGGUGGAAGUCUUCCAUUGGGAGAUGGUCCCGUGUCCAGGCUGAAGGGGACUACAACGCCAAGCUUGGGGUUACAAUUCUUGGCGAAGCUGUUACUGUUGAAGAUGAAGUGGUGGUGGUUAACAGCAUUGUCCUCCCGAACAAGACACUCAAUGUUAGUGUUCAGGAGGAAAUUAUUUUGUAGACGACCUGGAUGGCUCCGAUGUCCAUUUCUGCCUUCUCUCUUUCACCGGGAAUCCAAUAUUUUUAAACAGUUUAGUAUCAAGGUUGUAAAUUGAAAUUUGCGAAUUACAAUAAUAAGAAAUUUAUUUAAAAAAAUAAAGAACAAGAACAUGCAUAUUCAGAAUAAA